Messenger RNA from Pocillopora meandrina, 773 nucleotides. The record is from the annotation of a GenBank genome assembly. NCBI's taxonomy places the organism in Eukaryota, Metazoa, Cnidaria, Anthozoa, Scleractinia, Pocilloporidae.
UUUCUAACAGAUAUCAACGAAUGUGAAUUUCCUACUGCUUGCCACAAAGAUGCAUAUUGCAAUAAUUAUAGAGGUUCUUACAAUUGCACUUGUGUGUCUGGAUACAAUGGCAAUGGAACAGUCUGCUUAGGUAUCUACAACGGUAAUUCGCGUCUGCAUGAAAUCAGAGAUUUUUAUAAAGUCAAUAUAAUACCGAUGCAGCCUGAUAGAUCAUACGAAAAAUGUAGCUUAUUGGAAUGUUACAAUGAAUUUCCUUGAUUUAAAAGAAUCACUUUGAGUGCUCCACCAAGGACCUUCUUUGUGAUACCUUCGGCCAGGUUGAGAACCCUCGACCAUUCUAAGUCCACGGUAAAAACACAUCAGAAUUAUUUGUUACAUUUUUUUAUUUUUAAAAAAGCAAAUAAUUUGAAAGAAAACAAUUUUGUUUCCCUGUUUUAGGGCCAGAAAAAUGCAAAGCACCACUCGACCUUAUAUUUUUACUGGACGCAUCAGGGAGCGUUGAUGCUAGUAACUACAUCAAAGAGAAGGAAUUCAUAAAGGUCGUUGUCAGCAGAUACGAUGUAGAGACCGUGAAUAAAGCCGCUGUUAUAGUAUUCAGUGAGGCAGCCUCGAACGUAAUUCCAAUGGGCUCAGAGACAACACCUUUAUCCUUCGCAUUGGCUGUAGAUGAUAUCCCUUAUGAUGCAAGUUACACGCGUAUUGAUCUCGCCCUUCGGCUGGCUUACGAUGAAUACUUUUCAGGAAAAAAAACACGGAUGAGACUCAGAAACUAA